CCCCCCACCUCCCCUUCUCCCCUCCACUGUUCUUCUCCUCUCUAGCCGCGUCGCAUCUUAGUCUCCUCCACUCUCGUCACUCCACAGGUAAAAGAUGGCAGGAAAAGGUGGGAAGGGGUUGCUGGCGACCAAAACAACAGCUGCGAACAAGGACAAGGAUAAGGACAAGAAGCGUCCAGUUUCCCGGUCAUCUCGCGCCGGCAUUCAGUUUCCUGUUGGUCGGAUCCAUCGUCAUCUCAAAACCAGGACUUCUGCAAAUGGGAGAGUUGGGGCAACUGCUGCUGUUUACUUGGCUUCAAUUCUGGAGUAUCUGACUGCUGAGGUUCUUGAGCUGGCUGGAAAUGCCAGCAAGGAUCUGAAGGUAAAGAGAAUCACUCCAAGGCAUCUUCAGCUUGCCAUCCGGGGAGAUGAGGAGCUUGACACCCUCAUCAAGGGCACCAUUGCUGGAGGUGGUGUGAUUCCUCACAUCCACAAGUCCCUCAUCAACAAGACCACCAAAGAUUGAGCCAACUCUCCUCCCUUAAGGAUGUCAUCUCUAUGCCACUCUUUGGUCAUUGUAGGUUUCUGUUAGGAUUUAUCUUACUCUUUUAUCUCUGCUAGGAACAUCUGGGUCAGUAUAUAUAUAUAUUGUCCAACUCUGUGUUUGCUUACCCGUUUCGACUUUGCCAGGAUAGGCAUGUUGAUUGGUGGAUAACUUUUUAACUUAUAACUAUCAUGUUAUGUGUUCCUUAUAUGAUUGUGAAGUUUCUAUUUUUAAAUGUUA
Messenger RNA from Rubroshorea leprosula, 763 nucleotides. Lineage: Eukaryota; Viridiplantae; Streptophyta; Magnoliopsida; Malvales; Dipterocarpaceae. The record is from the annotation of a GenBank genome assembly.